This is a messenger RNA of Culicoides brevitarsis, 1071 nucleotides long. Its product is annotated as fatty acid hydroxylase domain-containing protein 2-like. Gene Ontology annotation, biological process: sterol biosynthetic process. Lineage: Eukaryota; Metazoa; Arthropoda; Insecta; Diptera; Ceratopogonidae. The record is from RefSeq and is a predicted model, not a curated record. The transcript is spliced from 5 exons. Gene Ontology annotation, molecular function: iron ion binding; C-4 methylsterol oxidase activity. The coding region runs from base 155 to 943 and encodes 262 amino acids. Gene Ontology annotation, cellular component: endoplasmic reticulum membrane.
GUCUCAGUCGAUUAAACGUAUUUAAUUGCGUAUUUUCUGAUCAUUGUUUAUAAUUUUGUAUUGAAGUUAUCAGUAUAGUUAUUUGACCCAUUUAAUUGUCUGAAUCGUUUUCAUAAUUUUUAAUAAUAAAAACGAAAAUAAUUCAAAUGUAAUCAUGGCGAAUCAAGACUUUUUUCAAAGUUUUUUUCAUCCUCAAUGGAACGCAGUAUUAGAUACAAUUGGUGAUAAUCCCUUCAUGUUAUGGACCUUUGGUAUUACGUUAUUAUCAUCGGGCGUUUAUUGGAUAGGCGCUAUUUUCUACCUGAUACUCGAUCUGAUCGACAAACCUAAAUGGAUACAGAAUUACAAAGUGCAGCCAGGAGUGAAUGAACCUGUAGAAAUCGGCGCCGUUGUUAAGACUGCUAAAGUUGUGCUUCGAAACCAAUUUGUGGGAUUGGUACUUGCUUUCAUGGCAUAUCCGCAAGUUGUGCGUCGCGGUGCUGCGGAUACGAUUCGAGACGUACCGACAUUUAAUAAAUUUUGUUUGGACAUUAUUGUGUCAUUAAUUCUGAAUGACAUAUUUUUCUACUAUUCGCAUCGCCUUUUCCAUCAUGGUUGGUUGUACAAAAAGUAUCACAAGGAACAUCAUGAAUGGACAACGCCAAUAGCGUUAGCGGGCAUUUAUUGCACACCCACGGAACAUAUCUUCUGUAAUAUUGUCUCGAAUACCAUUGGAUUAGUUGUCAUGCGAAGUAAUUUGUUUACGGCGUGUCUCUGGCUGACGCAUGCCAUGCUAAGGACUCUCGCAAAUCAUUCCGGAUACAAAUUUCCCUUUUACUACGAUCCACGAAGUCAUGAUUAUCAUCACCUAAAAUUUAAUAGAUAUUACGGCGUUUUGGGCAUAAUGGAUUGGAUACACAAAACUGAUGUCGAGGAUAGUGUGAAACAAAAAUGGAAAUUGUAACUGUAACCAUAAGACUGUACAAAAUAUACCUUAUUGGAUUGUAAUUAAUAGGUUAAGCGUAAGAUACGUGCUAAUUUAGUUAAUUAAAUGAAUGAAUAUCGAAUUCAACAGUGAAGUUUGAUAAAAGA